ACAUAUUUUUCUGAGGAACAGUUGAUUAAGACUUUCCGAUUCAACAGAGCUUCAAUUGAAAAUAUCACAGGAUUUAUCUUAAACUUUUUAAACUAGAAAACUAGUGAAUAAUCUCUUAUUUAUGUCCUACAGAGCUGAUAGCACAUCUUUUACCCAAUAGAAAAACUCAGGCAAAGAGGAAUCUUUUACCACUUGACAUGGUUCUAAUAGCCUUGCAAUUUUACGCCACCGGGACAUUUCAAACUGUGAUCGGGAACGUUCUACGUUACAGUCAGUCAUCAGUCUCCCGUUCAAUUACCGCAGUAUCUCUCGCGCUAUCGCUGAUAUCCGGCCAACAUAUUUACUUCUCUGACAAUCUGACAAUGCUCAAAAAUGAUUUUUCAGACAUUGCUCGCAUUCCUGGGAUAAUAGGAUGUGUAGAUGGAACCCAUGUCAGACUACAACGUCCUACGUUGUUUGAGAAAGCGUACGUCAAUCGCAAGAAUUACCAUUCCAUUAAUGUGCAGGGGAUUUGUGAUGCCAACAACAGAUUUUUAAAUAUCUGUGCUACGAAACCCGGCUCUUGUCACGAUUCUUCCAUUUUCAAAGGAAGUGCUGUUGGAAAGAAAUUUGAAGCUGGGCAUUUUGGAUCGGGGUUUUUAUUGGGUGAUAGUGGUUAUGCAAACACACCUUUUUUGUUUGUCCCAUACACCGACCUAGUAGAGAACUACAAGAUUAGAUUCAACGUAGCUCACAAAACCACACGUUGCGUUAUUGAGCGAAGCUUUGUCAUAUUAAAAAAAAGAUUUCAUGUCUUUCAUUCUGAAACUAGGAUGACCCCAACUAAAGUGUCUUGGAUAACGGUAGCUUGUUGUGUUCUUCACAAUCUUGCUUUGAAUUGGAAAAUGCCACUACUUGACGACUGGGAAGUUGAAGACUUGGACAUUGAAGAGGAUGAAGAGCUUGCGGAUCUUGAAGUAAGACCAACUGGAGUUACAGCAAGUCAAAGAGAAACCAUAUUGCGCAGACAAGGGAAUGAAAAAAGGCAGAAAGUAGCAUUCAAUACAUUUUAGUUUUGAGUCAAUUGUGUAUUAUUGAAAGAUUCGAAUACACAUCGACUUCU
Daphnia magna is the source of this 1102-nucleotide messenger RNA. Its product is annotated as putative nuclease HARBI1. The record is from RefSeq and is a predicted model, not a curated record. The coding region runs from base 198 to 1052 and encodes 284 amino acids. The transcript has 5 exons. NCBI's taxonomy places the organism in Eukaryota, Metazoa, Arthropoda, Branchiopoda, Diplostraca, Daphniidae.